Messenger RNA from Habropoda laboriosa, 1386 nucleotides. Its product is annotated as coiled-coil domain-containing protein 6. The transcript is spliced from 6 exons. The record is from RefSeq and is a predicted model, not a curated record. Bases 109 to 1386 code for a protein of 425 amino acids. Lineage: Eukaryota; Metazoa; Arthropoda; Insecta; Hymenoptera; Apidae.
UCUAUACAUUUUUAUCUUUUGCGAAACGUAUUGCACAUAUUUAUUUGAGUGUGCGAUGAAAAAGAAAGAGCAGUAAGUUCUUUUUAGAAAGAUUUUUGUAUAAGAAAAAUGGCUGACCGUGAUAGUGCAUCUGAAAGCGACUCAAGCUCGAUCGACGGAGGGCCGAUAAUGAUGCCACCGUCUCCCGUAACCAGAGAACAACUUCAAAAAAGGAUUGAGUCACUACAACAGCAUAAUCGUGUUCUUAAAGUUGAGCUAGAAACGUAUAAAUUAAGAGUAAAAGCAUUACAAGAAGAAAAUCGUGGUCUUCGUCAAGCCUCUGUCAUUAUACAAGCUAAAGCUGAACAAGAAGAAGAAUUUAUAAGUAAUACAUUAUUAAAAAAAAUUCAAGCCCUUAAAAAAGAAAAAGAAACGUUAGCACAUCAUUAUGAACAAGAAGAAGAAUGUUUAACAAAUGAUUUAUCAAGAAAGUUGAAUCAAUUGCGUCAGGAGAAAUGUCGAUUGGAACAAACUUUAGAACAAGAACAAGAAUGUCUUGUAAACAAAUUAAUGAGAAAGAUAGAAAAACUUGAAGCAGAGACACUUGCUAAACAAAGCAAUCUAGAGCAGUUACGUAGAGAAAAAGUAGAGCUUGAAAAUACACUUGAACAGGAACAAGAAGCAUUAGUAAAUAAAUUAUGGAAAAGAAUGGACAAAUUGGAAGCAGAAAAACGAAUGCUUCAAAUAAAAUUGGAUCAACCUGUAUCAGACCCUGCUUCACCAAGAGAAAUUAAUAAUGGUGAUACUGCUACUAGUCUGAGUACACAUAUUCAAACAUUAAGAAGUGAAGUAGCCAGACUAAGACAUACAUUACUCAUCUCACAACAAGAACAUACGGAAAAAAUGCAGCGGUAUGUGAAUGAAGAAAAACAAAUUCGUGAAGAAAAUUUAAGACUUCAGAGAAAAUUGCAGCUGGAAGUAGAACGUCGUGAAGCUUUAUGUAGACAUCUCUCUGAAUCAGAAUCUAGUUUGGAAAUGGAAGAAGAACGGCACUACAACGAAAUUGUGAUGUCUGGUGGAAAUAUAAGAAAUCGCACUGUAUCUAGCCCAGUACCAUACAAUCCUUCACCUAGUUCUUCUAGGCCAUUAAGUCCGGGCUCAACAACUAGAGAGGGAUUUAACACAAAUCGAUGUUAUGCCUGUGGCCAACCUACUACAAUUCCAUUUGCGAGUUCAUCACCUCCUUCCACUAGCCAUGUGGUAACAUCAUCCAACAGACGCACAUCAGAUAGAUUUGUUAAACCUGCAAUUCCUCCAACUAUUAUAAGUCCAAGUGGUCCACCAAUUGCCUCUAAUACGGCUUCAAAUGCAACUGGAGGGUCACCAAUGGAUAUUACUAAAACAUAA